Colletotrichum navitas is the source of this 1120-nucleotide messenger RNA. Its product is annotated as UMTA methyltransferase. The record is from RefSeq and is a predicted model, not a curated record. The transcript has 10 exons. NCBI's taxonomy places the organism in Eukaryota, Fungi, Ascomycota, Sordariomycetes, Glomerellales, Glomerellaceae. Bases 95 to 1024 code for a protein of 309 amino acids. Gene Ontology annotation, molecular function: methyltransferase activity.
CCCAGAGGCAGGUUUUGGACGAAACUUCUCAAUCUUAUUGAGAUCAAUUAGUGCGAAGAGCAAGUAUCCCACCGCUGUUGCUGUCUUUGUCGGUAUGGCAAGUGAUCCACAAACAGUCCCUUUGGACAACGCAUUCCUUGAAACUGUCAUGCAUCAAGGCAGAGAAUACCAGCGAUACGCAGUUGACAAUGGGGCUUAUUUUGCACCGAUAGACGAGGACGAAGUCGAGCGCUUGCAAAUCAUGCAUGCCGUUCUCUCAAUAGUGUUCGAAAACCAACUCCUUUUCCCGCCCAUCACCAGACCCCGACGAAUACUCGAGUGUGGAUUCGGAGCCGGCGACUGGGCUCUCGAAGUCGCACAGCAACACCCAAGCUGCGAGGUGGUGGCUAUUGACAUUUGCCCGCACAUCUGGCCAGACGAGACCCAAACACCCACGAACUUGAACCUUCAGGUUGACGACUUGAACGGAAGAUUUACCUUUCCAUCCAAUCAUUUCGAUCUCGUGCAUAGCCAAAUGAUGGCGGGCGGUAUUCAUUCUAACCGAUGGAGGGACUAUAUCCGCGAUACGUUUCGGGUACUUCGACCGGGUGGAUGGUGCCAGAUGGUGGAGAUAUAUUUCAAUGCGCAGUCGGACAACGGGACGUUGACUCAGAAUCACGCCUUGCGCAGGUGGUCGAGGCGAUACCUGGACAGUAUGCAACCUUACAAAGAUCCACGAGCGCCGCUCCAGAUGCAGAAUUGGAUGCAGAGCGCAGGGUUUGACUCGGUGGAGACCCAAAUGAUUCCUCUCCCAACAUGUGGCUGGUCGAAUGAUCCGAGGCAGCACCAAAUCGGCGUGGUCAACCGAGAGAAUGUCCGGAGGAUGCUCGCCUCCCUGGCCAUGUAUCCCAUGACAGAGUUCAAAGGAAUGACCUCGCAAGAGUUCCAGGUCCUGGUGGCCCAAGCCAGGAGUGAAGCCGAUAACCCAGCAUUCAGGGCAUAUUUCCCAAUGUAUGUUUGUAUAGGUCGAAAACCUCGCCGGUGAGGCAUGUCGGGGCAUCAUAUGGCAGGGUUGCUUGUUUGACCGAGCAUUGCGGGGCGUUUAGGUUUGAAGACUUGGUGGGCUUUCUGGAACAGAAUU